AUGCGUGCCCGGCAGAAACGCCUCAACUACAGAGUUCUGAAUGACGAGAGCGAUGGAGAGUCUUCGUCCGAGGAUCAGACCUACCAAUCAAGCGAGCUAAGCCAGUCGCCGAGCAAUCUCACAUGUACUCUCCCAACCUGUCAAGAAGACGCGGUGAUGCUCGCCAAUAUACCAGAUUGCGAGCUCCUACCUUCUGAGUCUGUGUCGCAAGUACUAGUAUCCCAAGAAGCCUCAACAUAUGCUGGUUCUUCAAUCACAAGCCACAUAUCCUCUCGAUGCUCUAAACAGCCAGCGCCUGCUAUAGAGUAG
Messenger RNA from Penicillium taxi, 309 nucleotides. RefSeq lists its product as uncharacterized. The record is from RefSeq and is a predicted model, not a curated record. The transcript has a single exon. Lineage: Eukaryota; Fungi; Ascomycota; Eurotiomycetes; Eurotiales; Aspergillaceae. Bases 1 to 309 code for a protein of 102 amino acids.